Rhizoctonia solani is the source of this 429-nucleotide messenger RNA. RefSeq names its product Histone-like transcription factor (CBF/NF-Y) and archaeal histone. Gene Ontology annotation, cellular component: negative cofactor 2 complex. The transcript has 5 exons. Gene Ontology annotation, biological process: chromatin remodeling; RNA polymerase II preinitiation complex assembly; positive regulation of transcription by RNA polymerase II. The record is from RefSeq and is a predicted model, not a curated record. Gene Ontology annotation, molecular function: core promoter sequence-specific DNA binding; TBP-class protein binding; protein heterodimerization activity. Lineage: Eukaryota; Fungi; Basidiomycota; Agaricomycetes; Cantharellales; Ceratobasidiaceae. The coding region runs from base 1 to 429 and encodes 142 amino acids.
AUGUCCGAUCACGAGGGUCCCAGUGGUGCAGCUGAUGAUGAGCUCUCUCUUCCCAAGGCAACGGUUCAGAAAUUGAUUGCUGAAAUUCUGCCCAAAGACAUACUCAGCUCCAAGGAGUCACGGGACCUUAUUAUUGAGUGCUGCGUUGAAUUUAUUCAUAUGAUUUCAACCGAGGCAAACGAAAUCUGCGAGAAAGAGGCAAAGAAGACCAUCUCUCCAGAACACAUUGUUGGGGCAUUGAAGACACUGGGAUUCGAGUCUUACGUAGAAGAAGUUGAAGGAGUGCUCAAGGACCACAAACAAGCUCAGAAGGACCGGGAGAAGAAGACCUCCAAGUUUGAGGCAUCCGGCAAGUCCGAGGAGCAAUUACUUGCAGAGCAGCAGCAGUUAUUCGAAGCCAGCCGUGCGCGGUUUCACGCCGGCCAGUGA